This is a messenger RNA of Quercus lobata, 585 nucleotides long. RefSeq lists its product as uncharacterized. The coding region runs from base 1 to 585 and encodes 194 amino acids. The transcript has a single exon. The record is from RefSeq and is a predicted model, not a curated record. NCBI's taxonomy places the organism in Eukaryota, Viridiplantae, Streptophyta, Magnoliopsida, Fagales, Fagaceae.
AUGGCCGGCGACCCCUUAAAACGCAAUCAGAAUCUGUACUGCGCGUACCACCAGGAGCCAGGUCACAUCACCGACGAUUGCAGGAAUCUGAAAAACCAUUUGGAUCGGUUUGUCCGAGAAGGGAAGUUGAGGCAUCUAUUGCACCGCCUUAAAGGAUGGCAGGAACAGUCAAAUGUCAAAACCAGACAAGGCAUAUUGAGGCCACCCAUUGGCACAAUAAAUGUCAUUCUUGCCGCACCUGGGAGGACCGGUUCCAACCCUUUCAGAGUAAUGUCAGUGGGCAGGUUCCCGACUGAGCCAAACAAAAGGGAAUCCAAGAGAGCCAAAGUGAGUGCCACACCGUUGAUCGGGUUCACAGAGGAAGACAAGCAAGGAACCCUUCAACCCCACGACGAUGCCCUAGUCGUUAUGCUCAGAAUAGGAGGUUAUGACGUGAAAAGGGUGUUAGUUGAUCAAGGCAGCGCCAUGGAGGUGAUGUACCCUGAUUUGUAUAAGGGGUUGAACUUGAAGCCAGAAGACCUGUCGCCAUACGAUUCCCCUCUGGUCAGCUUUGAAGGAAAAAUCAUCAUCUCGAAAGGCAUGUAG